Xylaria bambusicola is the source of this 1674-nucleotide messenger RNA. RefSeq names its product lactose permease. Gene Ontology annotation, biological process: transmembrane transport; carbohydrate transport. The record is from RefSeq and is a predicted model, not a curated record. Lineage: Eukaryota; Fungi; Ascomycota; Sordariomycetes; Xylariales; Xylariaceae. Bases 1 to 1674 code for a protein of 557 amino acids. The transcript has 10 exons. Gene Ontology annotation, cellular component: membrane. Gene Ontology annotation, molecular function: carbohydrate:proton symporter activity.
AUGGCGAGAACUGGUACUAAUUCUGACCCCAGCUUGGCAAAAGGAAUCCAGCUGGAAGGAUGCGCGAGUCAACGAGAUACGAACCCAGAAAAGCCGCUCGGUGAUUCCGAUGCCCUCAAAAACCUCGACCCAACUUUGGAGAAUUAUGCUGCCAUCAUGGCAACCAAUAAACCAGAUACCUGGGGUCCUGGCUACAUCAGACUAUAUCUUCUCGCGGGAACCAUAUUCCUUUGUUCUACCAUGAGCGGGUUCGACAGCUCGCUCAUGGGAUCAAUCAAUGCUUUACCAAACUAUACUGAGUAUUUUGGGCUUCCUGUUAACGGAAACGCGUCAACGGGGAUUGUGUUUGCCAUCUUUCAGGUUGGGCAAAUUGCGGGUGCUCUGUUCGUAUGGCUCAUAGACUGGUAUGGUCGGAUCUGGCACAUCUUCUUCGGCUGUCUAGGUGUGAUAAUAGGGACCAUCGUUACUGGUACAGCAACAAGCCUGCCUACUUUCAUUGCAGGGCGGUUUCUCCUUUCCUUAUUUGCCACAUUAACUACAACAGCGGCACCCUUAUACCUUGUAGAGAUCUCACCUGCCAGCGCACGCGCGACAAUUGCUGGAACAUUCAACACCUUCUAUUAUGUUGGUUCCAUCCUGGCAACAUCUUCCGUCUAUGCUUGCCAUAAAUAUCUCGCAGACCAAGGAGAUCUUGAUUGGCGCAUCCCUAUCUGGCUCCAGGCUGUCUGUGCAGGCUUAGUUCUCCUAGUGAUCAAGUUCUUUCCGGAGUCGCCACGUUAUCUUAUUCUCAUCGACAAGCAAGAGCAGGCACGGCGGAUAAUCACCAAGUACCAUGCAAAUAACGACCCUAACCACCCGCUGGUGGAAUUUGAGAUGAAAGAAAUGCUAGGCAAUAUCCAGGGAACAUCUAAAUCGACUUGGAAAGACCUAUUCGAUCUAAAAGUGCUUGUGGAAACGAAAUCAAGUCGAUACAGGCUCAUGCUUAAUAUGACGUUUUCGUGGUUUGCUCAAUUUAGCGGAAAUAACAUAAUAUCAUACUAUCUCCCUGUAAUGCUGGACGCAAUUGGCGUAAAAGAUACAAAUACCAAGCUUAUAUUGAAUAUCAUCUAUUCAGUCAUUGGGUGGAUCUUCUCUACAUGCGGCGCUCGUUUACAUGACAUCGUUGGUCGUCGGAAGAUGUUUAUGGGAAGCACAUUCGGCAUGGCUAUCUGUCUUGCAUUGGUGGCCGCUGGAAGUGCAGGCAAGAUCGAGUAUAACAACACUGGUGCUGCUGUUCUAGCCAUAGUGUUUAUCUUUGUGUUUGGUGCUGUCUUCUCGGGAGCUUUCACACCCAUGCAGCCCGUAUAUCCUGCGGAGGUCGUCUCUAACAAAAUGCGAGCCAAGGCGAUGGGUGCCUACAAGAUUACUUCAGGCGCAGCGGGUUUCCUGAAUACUUUCGUUACCCCUAUUGCCUUAUCGAGCAUAGGUUACUGGUUCUAUGUAUUCUUCGCUCUUUGGGAUACCUUUGAAUUCGCAUUCAUAUACUUCUUCUUCGUUGAGACGAAAGGGUUGACACUAGAACAACUAGAUGUUAUUUUCGGGGCCGAUAAUCCCCGGAAGGCUAGCGUGGAAGCAAAGAAGAAGCUGCAAACUAUGUAUAAGGAAACGGCGAUAAGGGACAAGACUGCCGUGUAG